GGUGGUGAUCGUCGUGUCGCCAGCGAGCUGUCAGUGUUGGGGGAGAGAGGAAUCGGUCCAGCAUCUCUGGAGCGGCGGAGAGGAGCGGAGGACAGAGACACAUCAGCUAAAAUGACGAGAUUUUAGCUCAAUGUUCCCCACACUGGAUGUUCAAAGCGUGGUUGUUUAAAAACGGCCCCUUCCCGUCUGCCGUAGAUCAGCGCGGAGAUCUGACUUCAUUCUAUCAAUGAGAGAUAUGUGGAGUGGCUCUACCGCCCGGUGUUAACGCAGAAAAACACAAGAUGAAGAAGCAGUUCAACCGAAUGAGACAGCUCGCCAACCAAACAGUGGGCAGAGCGGAAAAAACUGAAGUAUUGAGUGACGACCUACUACAGGUGGAGAAACGUCUGGAGCUGGUCAAGCAGGUUUCCCACAGCACACACAAGAAGCUGACCGCCUGUCUGCAGGGCCAGCAGGGCGUGGAGGUGGAGAAGAAAUCUGUCAGGUCUCCCUCGAAGAAGCUUCCUCUAACUACACUUGCACAAUGUAUGGUGGAAGGGGCGGUGGUGCUCGGAGACGAGUCCCUACUAGGGAAGAUGCUGAAGCUCUGCGGCGAGACGCAGGAGAAACUGGCUCACGAGCUCAUCUUGUUCGAGCUCACCAUCGAGAGGGACGUCGUGGAGCCUCUGUACGACCUGGCAGAGGUGGAAAUCCCAAACAUCCAGAAACAAAGGAAACAUUUAGCCAAGCUGGUGCUGGACAUGGACUCAGCGCGCACACGGUAUUAUCAGUCCAACAAGUCUUCAGGACUGGCCAGUAACCUGCAGCCGUCAGGAGCGAAGGCCGACCACCACAGGGAGGAGAUGGAGGAGGCAGCCAACCGCAUGGAGAUCUGCAGAGACCAGCUAUCGGCAGACAUGUACAGUUUUGUGGCCAAAGAAAUCGACUAUGCAAGCUACUUCCAGACACUGAUAGAGGUCCAGGCAGAGUACCACAGGAAGUCCUUAGAGCUGCUGCAGAGCGUGCUGCCCCAGAUCAAGGCUCAUCAGGAGACCUGGGUGGAGAAGCCGUGCUACGGGAAAUCAUUAGAGGAUCACUUAGCGCUCAGCGGGAGAGAUAUUGCCUUCCCUAUCGAGGCCUGUGUCACCAUGCUGCUGGAGUGUGGCAUGCCGGAAGAGGGUUUGUUCAGAAUCGCUCCUUCAGCCUCCAAACUGAAGAAACUGAAGGCGUCUCUGGACUGUGGCGUGUUGGAUGUCGAGGAGUACUCUGCAGACCCUCAUGCCAUCGCAGGUGCUUUGAAGUCGUACCUGCGGGAGCUCCCAGAGCCGCUAAUGACAUACGAGCUCUACAACGACUGGAUCCAGGCCUCAAACAUUCAAGAUCAAGACAAGAGACUGCAGGCUCUCCUCAACGCCUGUGAGAAACUCCCCCCGGCCAACAACAACAACUUUAAGUAUUUGAUCAAGUUCCUCUCCAAACUGACUGAAUACCAGGAUCUGAACAAGAUGACUCCUGGAAACAUCGCUAUUGUCCUGGGACCCAACCUGCUGUGGAUGCACAACGAAGGGAACAUCACAGAGAUGAUGACCACCGUGUCCCUGCAGAUCGUCGGCAUCAUCGAGCCCAUCAUCCAGCACGCAGACUGGUUCUUCCCUGGAGAAAUCGAGUUCAACGUCACGGGGAACUACGGAAGCCCGGUCCACACAAACCACAACGCCAACUACAGCUUGAUGCCGUCUCCUGACAUGGAUCAGAUAGAGAGGAAGCAGAACGACCAGAGCCGACGGCCGCUGAGCGUCGCCACGGACAACAUGAUGCUGGAGUUCUAUAAGAAGGACGGUCCAAGCAUCAUUAACAGCUUUACAGUCCACUGUCGCAAAGCCCUGCACUGGAUGAGUACUCUAAAGAACAAGGAGCUGUCUCCAGUGAUUGGACAGAAGGGACUGCAGGGACUGCAGGGGACGCUGACCUCUAGUGGAUCUGAUCACAGCCCCCACACCCUGAGGAGAGCAAAGAAGCUGGCCCCGAUCCCCCCCAAAGUCCCGUACUGCCAGUCAGGAGCCAUGUCGGACCAGUCCACAGGCCAGCCGUCCCCUGUCAGCCUGUCGCCCACCCCCCCCAGCACCCCCUCCCCGUACAGCUUCAGCUACCCGCAGGGAUACGCCACCAUCGGCUCCCCGGGACAGAUCCAGCUGGCCUCCACCCCGUCUCUCUCCUCUCCCCCCUCACUGGCCGGGACCCUCACCAAGGCCAGGCCCACCCCCAAGCCACCCCGGCAGAGACCCAGCUUACCCCCCCCUCAGCCCCCCAGCACGCCCGGCACCAGCCCCCAGCCCCUGGAUCAUUCUUCAGGCCUCCUGGAUGGUUUGUCUCCUGGGGAAAGCAUGUCCACAGAUUGUCUCUGCAACUUGGACAUCCCCAUCAUCGACGUGGAACUGAACUGUAUUUUCGACCUGACCCACAUCUCCCCCUUCAGGAACUCGGUGGCACUGCGUGAACCCACGGGCUUCAGAGCCGAGUCGGAGGAAGAGUCUGAUAGCACAGUGCUAUGACGCCACUGA
This is a messenger RNA of Trematomus bernacchii (emerald rockcod), 2540 nucleotides long. RefSeq names its product rho GTPase-activating protein 44-like. Lineage: Eukaryota; Metazoa; Chordata; Actinopteri; Perciformes; Nototheniidae. Gene Ontology annotation, cellular component: dendritic spine; presynaptic active zone; intracellular anatomical structure. Gene Ontology annotation, molecular function: GTPase activator activity; protein binding. Gene Ontology annotation, biological process: positive regulation of GTPase activity; regulation of actin cytoskeleton organization; neurotransmitter receptor transport, endosome to postsynaptic membrane. The transcript has 20 exons. The record is from RefSeq and is a predicted model, not a curated record. The coding region runs from base 282 to 2531 and encodes 749 amino acids.